This is a messenger RNA of Lycium ferocissimum, 4115 nucleotides long. Its product is annotated as protein HIRA. The coding region runs from base 565 to 3747 and encodes 1060 amino acids. Gene Ontology annotation, biological process: chromatin remodeling; regulation of DNA-templated transcription; DNA-templated transcription. NCBI's taxonomy places the organism in Eukaryota, Viridiplantae, Streptophyta, Magnoliopsida, Solanales, Solanaceae. Gene Ontology annotation, cellular component: nucleus; HIR complex. The record is from RefSeq and is a predicted model, not a curated record. Gene Ontology annotation, molecular function: nucleosome binding; protein binding. The transcript has 10 exons.
CUGUUGUGUUUUUUGUAUCAUAGACUUGACUGUGCAAAACAAAUUUUGUUAGAUUCCCUUUGUUGUUAUAUUCUUUAUUUUCUUCUCUUUUUCACAAUCUUUCAUUAGAUUUGACCAUUAGCAAAAACAAAUUAAAACAAACCAAAACCAUAGUAUUUUUCAUUAAAAUCUUUCUCCUUUCUUCAUAAAACUUAAACCCCACUUCACCUUUUACUUCCAAAAUCUAGGGCUUUUUUUAUUUUUUAUUUUUUAUUUUUUAUUUUUAAACUCAAUAAAUCAAGAUUCAAAAUUUUACUCCUUUCUUGGUCUUUUUUUCCUUCUUCCUAUUUUUCCCAACUAGGGUUUUAUCUCUUCCUUUUUACCUUUUUUUUUCAUUUGGGGGUAAUUUUUUUGUUGUAUUUGAUUUUGGGGUUUCUUGUUUUUUACUUGUUGGUAUGUUAAUUUUGAAGUUGUGGGGUUCUUGAUGGAGUUUGAGAGGUUUAGAGUGAAAAAAGAUUGAGUCUUCAUGUUGUAACAGCAAAAAAAAAAAAAAAAAAAAAAAAAAAAAAAAAAGAAUUGUGAAAAAUGAUUGCUGAAAAACCAACUUGGAUUAGACAUGAGGGUAUGCAAAUUUUCUCUAUUGAUAUUCAACCUGGUGGACUUAGGUUUGCUACUGGUGGUGGUGAUCAUAAGGUUCGGAUAUGGAACAUGAAAUGUGUGGGUAGGGACUUGGAAGCAGAUGAGUCUAUACCAAAACUUCUUGCGACACUACGCGAUCAUUUUGGGUCGGUGAACUGUGUUAGAUGGGCAAAACAUGGUCGAUAUGUUGCUUCUGGCUCUGAUGAUCAGGUGAUUUUAGUCCAUGAGAGGAAGCCUGGCUCGGGAACUACAGAGUUUGGCAGUGGAGAGCCCCCUGAUGUAGAGAAUUGGAAAGUUACCAUGACAUUGAGAGGACACACGGCAGAUGUGGUGGAUCUAAAUUGGUCUCCAGACGAUUCGACAUUGGCUAGUGGUAGUCUAGACAACACCAUCCAUAUCUGGAAUAUGAGCAAUGGUAUAUGCACUGCUGUUCUAAGGGGUCAUUCUAGUCUUGUUAAAGGUGUCACUUGGGAUCCGAUUGGUUCAUUUAUAGCUAGUCAAUCAGAUGAUAAGACUGUCAUCAUUUGGCGAACAAGUGACUGGAGCCUUGCUCAUAGAACUGAAGGUCACUGGGCAAAAUCUCUUGGGUCGACCUUCUUUAGGCGGCUAGGAUGGUCACCGUGUGGACACUAUGUAACUACUACUCAUGGUUUUCAAAAGCCUAGGCACUCUGCUCCUGUUCUGGAGAGAGGGGAAUGGUCUGCCACUUUUGACUUCUUAGGACACAAUGCUCCUAUUAUUGUUGUUAAGUUUAAUCAUUCUAUGUUUCGGAGGAAUUCAACUAAUGCUCAGGAAGGGAAAAAUGCUUCUGUUGGGUGGUCAAAUGGUUCUUCAAAAAAUGGAGGAAAAGAGUCCCAACCCUACAAUGUUAUUGCCAUAGGAAGUCAAGAUCGCACUAUAACUGUGUGGACUACAGCAAGUCCACGCCCUCUUUUUGUUGCUAAACAUUUCUUUUCUCAAAGCGUUGUGGAUUUAUCAUGGAGCCCUGAUGGAUAUUCACUGUUUGCUUGUUCUUUGGAUGGAAGUGUAGCCACUUUCCAUUUUGAUGGAAAUGAACUAGGUCAUCGGCUAUCUGAUACUGAAUUAGAGGAGUUGAAGAAAAGCCGCUAUGGUGAUGUUAGGGGUCAACAAGCAAAUUUAGCUGAAAGUCCAGCGCAACUGUUGCUUGAAGCAGCAGCUGCAAAGCAAACGCCAAGCAAAAAACAAGCUACGGAAAAUCUUACACAAGUUCAAGCAACAUCAAAAUCUUCUGUUGAUUUGGUUAGUGUGGUGAAGGUUCCCAAACCACAAUCUGAUAAUAAUGGGAAAAAGGCUGAAGGAGUUAAGAGUGAUAGUUUAAAUAAACCCGCAGCUUCUACGCAGGUGUCGAGUCCCGUGAAGCAAAGAGAGUACAGACGGCCCGAUGGUCGAAAGAGGAUAAUUCCAGAAGCAGUUGGAAACAUCUCUGGAAUUGCUCAAUCUCCUGUCGUUGAAUUCCCCAAUAUGACAGUGGAUCAGAGGAAAGAUGAGAAAGGUAUGGUACUGUCUGAUGCGAGUGUUAGAGAAGGAUUUGUGAGGAAAACAGUUAGUGUUGCUGACCAAAAGGAGCGAUCGGGUGUAACUGCUCGAGCUACAAUAAGUGAGAGCCUCGUUAUCGAGAGGGUCCCACCUUCUGCGGGCAAAGACGGAAGCAUCAGUAUAGAACAGAUGGGAAUUGUCAAAGAUACAGCUCAUUUAGGUACUGGUGGUACUCUUUUAAUUAGGGUUUUUGAUAAUAAAGAAGGGGAGGAUACUGGUCCAAUUUGCUUAGAGGCUCAACCUCGAGAGCAAGCUGCUAAUGAUAUUUUCGGGGCAGGAAAUUCAUUUGUAAUGAAAGAAACUGAGAUACUUUGUACAAGGGGUAGUCAAACUCUCUGGUCUGACCGGAUUUCUGGAAAAGUAACUGUUUUGGCUGGAAAUGCAAACUUUUGGGCUGUGGGAUGUGAAGAUGGCUGCGUCCAGAUCUAUACGAAAUGUGGACGACGUGCCAUGCCGACCAUGAUGAUGGGAUCUGGUGCAGUAUUUGUUGAUUGUGAUGAAUCUUGGAAGUUUUUGCUUGUCACAAGGAAAGGGUCAUUAUAUCUUUGGGAUCUAUUCAACCGGAAGUGUCUCCUUCAAGACUCGUUAGCGUCCCUUAUGAAUUCAGAUCCCAAGGCGAAUGCUGGCACAAUCAAAGUGAUAUCAGCAAAAUUAUCAAAAUCUGGUUUUCCUCUUGUUGUCCUGGUCACACGGCAUGCAUAUCUCUUCGAUAUGAGCCUCAUGUGCUGGCUGAGGGUGGCAGAUGAUUGUUUUCCAGCUUCGAAUUUUUCAAGCUCCUGGAGUUCGGGUUCAUUGCAUGGUGGUGAGCUAGGGGCAUUGCAGGUGGAUGUUAGGAAGUUCCUGGCCAGAAGACCCGGGUGGAGCAGAGUCACUGAUGAUGGGGUACAAACACGUGCUCAUUUGGAGGCUCAGUUGGCUUCUGCUCUUGCUUUGAAGUCUCCUAGUGAAUAUCGUCAAUGCCUUUUAUCCUACGUUCGCUUUUUAGCAAGAGAGGCAGAUGAGUCACGCUUGAGAGAAGUUUGCGAGAACUUUCUUGGGCCUCCCACAGGGAUGGCUGAGGCUGCAUCUUCCGAGUCAAAUAGACCUGCUUGGGAUCCGUGUGUACUUGGUAUGAAAAAGCACAGACUCCUUAGAGAAGACAUACUUCCAGCAAUGGCAUCAAAUAGGAAAGUACAACGGCUGCUCAACGAGUUCAUGGAUCUCCUCUCAGAGUAUGAGAUACCCGAUACAAAUCUUGAACCGAACAAUGUCACAACCACCACAUCAACCGAAAUAAAUCUUGAACCAGCUAAUGUUGCAACCACUACAUCUGUUCCAGCUACAGAUAAAAUGGAUACUGACCCAACACCUUCCACUACUGUAAAUGACCGAGAGGAUCCGGCUCCUCCUGCAGUACAAUCAACCGAUCAUGUUGAGUCUUCUACACCAUCCAAAGAUCCAAUGGACUCCGUUCAACAAGAAACUGAUGAAGCCAAAUCUGUACCGCCUCCAAUAACAGAUCAAAUGAAUCUGGAUCCACCUGUAUCAGUUGAAUCGGAACAAAUCCCGUCAGCAAAGGAGAAGGUUUCAUGAUAAUCUAUGUUUUCAUAGAUUAGACGUGAUGGUCUACUUAAAGUACUGCUGAUCUCACUACAACCAAUGCUGUGGACUGUAAAAAGAUCUUCCACAUGCAGCUUCCUGGCUGUAAAAAAUGUCUUGGUGGAUGCACCUAGAAGGCGCCCAAGGUAUGUAACAUGAUAGGAUUUUUGUUAUUUUAAACCAAGUAGUUUUGGAGUUUGAUUUUUGUGUGACCCUAGAUGACCUUUUCAUUUUGUUCUGUUGUCAUCGUUCUGAAUGUAGUUUUUGUAUGAAGUAAAGGUAUAUGUACUCUCCCCAGUGAAGACAUUAAUUGAGAUCUUUGAGCAUUCACAGUUUAAUUUUGAACAGCAGUUAUUAGAAAA